Felis catus (domestic cat) is the source of this 2249-nucleotide messenger RNA. It is a transcript of the gene BEND2, whose product is annotated as BEN domain containing 2. The transcript is spliced from 12 exons. The record is from RefSeq and is a predicted model, not a curated record. Gene Ontology annotation, molecular function: DNA binding. NCBI's taxonomy places the organism in Eukaryota, Metazoa, Chordata, Mammalia, Carnivora, Felidae.
GAGUUGCGUGCGACUUCCGUGUGGUGCCUCCGUGCCCUGCAGUCGCCGAGUGGGCAGUCGCUGUUUGACCGCACCGUCGACGCCGAGGCCAAGGCGCUCAGAGAGGGAUUCCCUGCCUCACGAUGUCUGAGGAAGAGGGGUAUAUUAUUAUCACUAUUGAAGACAAUGGUGAUAGCACUAAUGAUACCAAAGUUGUGAUAAUACAAGAUUCUGAAACUGAGCUUCAUGAGAACAUGUUUUCCACUGAUGGCACGUUGACCACACAGCCAGAUUUUCAAGGCAGCAAUGGAGUAGAUGGUUUACCAGUCCCAGGUGACCAGGCAGUUUCACAAAUGAGCCAUCUAGCAACUUUAAAAAGACACAGCUCCAACUCAUUGGAAGUGGAAUUUCUCCUAUCACACAAAAGAAGACGAUCAUCUUAUCCACGGGGAGAUUAUAGGGGAGCCGCGGGCCCCUCUGUACCAGAGGACCAGCAGGAAACCCAGCCCCUGACCAACUCUGUGGGAGCUCCUCUUCAGUCGGCAGCAUCUCCUGAGCUACAGCAGCCGGACCUCAGGCAGAAGCCACCAAUUCCCAAGGUUGUCCCCACGUUUUCAUUACAGUCCAAUCGCACACCAGGCGGCCCAGCUCCUGGUCUUGCCGCCCUUUCCUACUUUGUCAGCGAAGGUGCGGAAGGUGCCAGCUGUGUUACCCUGUCUGCCCAGUGUCCUCCAGCAGUACCUCCAGCCCUUCUGCCACAAGGAAAGCCCAGUCUGGCCCAGUUUCCUGAGGCGGCAAACUGCUCAACUUUACCGGGAAAUAGCAGCAUGGACCCACAUGCUGCCUCAUCAGCUUUCUGCAUCCCUCCCAGUUUUGCAAUUGAAAAGUUCAUACUCCUAGAAAUGUCAGGAAAUGCAGACACCAGCCCCGAAAACAGCUCCGAGACCAUCUAUUACCCAGCUUUAUUGGGAAGUAUCAGGGGCUCAGAUACUGACUCUUCAUCUCUCCCACUCCUGCCCAAUUUUGCACUUGACAAAGUUAUGCUUGUCGAAACGCCGGAAAAAGCAGAAACCAGCCUGGAAAACAGCUGUCAGACGGUGUAUUACCAAACUUCAUUGGGAAAUGACAUUGGCCUAGAUCCUGCCUCUUCAUCUCAAUCCAUCCCACCCAGUUUCGUACUUAAAAAAUGUUGUCUUUAUGAAAUGAUGGGCAAAGAAGAAACCAGCCUGGAAAAUAACACUAAGAUGACAAAUUGCCCACCUGUAUUGGAAAAUGACAGUGGUCAAGAUACUUCAGCAUAUUUCUUCAUCCCUUCCAGUUUUGGGUAUCUCGGUGAUCCAAAAAGGAAUGUCAGGGUGCUUGAUGCUCAUUUGCUGACUGCACAAAGGAAGGCGAAUCCUAGGCAUGCAGUCCGCUACCUGAUUCAUAUUUUGUUCUCCAAGAAAAUUCUGACGGACGGCUGGGUAGGUGUCAAUUCCCAAGGCCUCCGACCUCUAGAUGCAAACAAAAUGGCUGCAUUAAGAGAACAUCUGCAAUCAGUUUUUCCCGACUAUGAUUUGCGUGAAUAUGGAAAUUACUGGCAAACCUGUAUUGCCGAUAUCAAUUCUCUGAUCAGCUGUUUGCGUUCUGAAGCCAACACAAUACGACAGAAAGCUGGUGACAACAGUAAAGGCCCUACCAAUCCUGAUACACCAGUGGCUGCAGAUUUGAACGGUACGAGGUAUGGUAAAGGCAGUGAAAGCAGUUCCCAGUUAUCUCAGCAAGCAGCUGCCUCAGAAACAAGAGGAAAUGGGAAUUCUCAGCACAACAGCAGCGCUUGCCCCAAAGGAAUUAAAGAAUAUUCCACUGAUAAUUCAUUGGUAUCUUACGAAGCAUUGGAAUAUCUUGGAAAUCCAGAUAGAAAUAUCCAGUUGCCGCAUUCAGUGCUAAGUAUGGCAAAAGUGAAGUCUCGCCCAGAGCUGUCAGCCAUAUACUUAAUUCGCAACCUGUUCACAGAGGAAGUCCUGAUAAGAAGUAACAUCUAUGGCAGCUUGGGGCAUGGCUUGUAUGCCCUUAAUCCGAAUAGGAUUAACGCUCUUCGAGAAUUUCUUGGAGACGCCUACCCAACCUGCGAUCUAUCAGAAAGUGGAUAUGACUGGAAGUUGUGUGUGACAGCUAUCAAUAGUUGUAUCCGUAGUCUUAGAUGUGACUUCAAGAAGUCCACAUCCAAAGCAUAGCCGCUUCCAGCAACAAACCCUUUAACAGAGUCAGAGCCAAGAGAUAUUGACUGA